AUGCCGUGCUGUCUGUCCGCGUCCAUUUUCAGGUGCCGGUCCAUCCAGCAAGACAAGAAGAUGAUGUACGAGGCAGAGGGCUUCAACGAUGGCAAGGUCUUCGCGGCAACCACGCGGAGUUCAAACCUGUGCCAAGAGCUGGGGCAGGUCGGGUACAUUUUCUCGGACAAGACAGGGACGCUGACGCAAAACGACAUGGCACUGAGGAGAGUGUCCAUCAGUGGGCAAAGAUUUGGCACCUUCCAGAACACGAAGGCUGACGUUUUUGGUCGUCGAGCCAGGAUGGCUUCGAUGGUGGUCGUGAGCUCCAGGCGCUGCCCUGUCUUGACCAUGCAGAUUACAAUGGGAGCGGAGUGCGAGCGCGACUACUUCAACUGCUCUUUCUGCGGUGGCUAUUGCGGUAGAGACU
This is a messenger RNA of Symbiodinium natans, 409 nucleotides long. The record is from the annotation of a GenBank genome assembly. NCBI's taxonomy places the organism in Eukaryota, Dinophyceae, Suessiales, Symbiodiniaceae.